AUGCCAGUGACGCGGAAUGCAGAAGGACGUGCAUGGCGGCGGUGCUACACAGAUGCGUCCGUGAUUCUCGCGUACGCUGACGUUCUUGAUUGCUCUUCCGGCGGCGACACAAAGUUUGCGCUGUCGGCCAUAUCGUAUCUCGACCACGCCAUUGUCAUCGCCGGCGCACCAGGGGAUGGGCGCAUGGACUGCAUCCAAACUCUCAUCAAGCGCAUACAGUCGGAUUGCCUCCGGUAUACCGCCCCUCCGUCUUCGUCCUGGUCCUCAGACGCACCUCGCGCCGCGCCCCCGCCCGUCCCACCGCUCUCAAGCGCCGCCCAAGCCGUCCUUCGUCUGCCGAAGCCACCGUCUCUCGCCACGUUCGGGUCGCGCUUUUCUCAACGCCCCUUCGUCCUCCCUGGGUUCCUGCGCGACACCGGCUGGCCCGCGCUGGACUCGCGCCCGUGGCGCUCGCGCGCGUAUCUGGGCGCUGUUGCGGGCCCAGGGCGCGUCGUGCCCAUCGAAGUGGGGAACGACUACCGCGCGGACGAGUGGACGCAGAAGAUGAUGCCGUGGGACGCCUUCCUUGGGGCGCUCCAACUUGACGGGGACCGAGAAGGCACGGACAUGGACGCCAAUGUGGGUACGGGCGCGGAGGUGCUGUAUCUGGCGCAACACAACCUCUUCGCGCAGUUCCCGGCGCUGCUGGACGACGUCGUGGUCCCGGACUACGUGUAUGCGGAUAUGGAACCGCCAAAGGAUUGCCCGCAGUACAUGCCGCCCGCGAAUGACGAACAACUCAUCUUGAACGCAUGGCUCGGGCCGAAGGGAGCCGUGUCGCCCGCUCACACGGAUCCGUUUUUCAACUUCUUCGCGCAGGUUGUCGGGAGGAAGACAGUGUGGCUGGCUCCGCCGUCGGCAACUUCGGGAAUGUAUCCGUACGCCCCGGGUGGAGUCGUGGCG
Messenger RNA from Epithele typhae, 942 nucleotides. RefSeq lists its product as uncharacterized. The record is from RefSeq and is a predicted model, not a curated record. Lineage: Eukaryota; Fungi; Basidiomycota; Agaricomycetes; Polyporales; Epitheliaceae. The transcript has 3 exons. The annotation marks the transcript as partial. Gene Ontology annotation, molecular function: 2-oxoglutarate-dependent dioxygenase activity.